GCAAAUUCGACGGCCAGCAUCCCCCCUGGCGUGUCAUUGAAACCAGGGGCCAACUUGCGCAAAUCGAUGGACUAGGUAUGGAGUAGUCCUGUAGGCACACAAGCCCUUCAGCCCUGUCCCAGCAGUCUGCACCUGGCUCUCUGCUUCGCUUUUCGUUCCCCUCUUCCUUUCUUUCUCUCCACACACCCAUCUUGCGAAUAGACCCUUUGGUGAUCCUUUCGCCCUGUUCUAUUUCACCUGGGCGGCCACUAACAGCUACGAUCUGUUAAUUCUUUGUAAUCAUUUUGAUCAAGUCUUUCACUCGCGAUCCGUCAAUCUCUUCCAUUCAGUCUUUUCUGCUUCGACCUCCGGUCUACGUCCUCGGGAGGUCAUCCAUUCCAUCCGGGAUACGGGAAGCACGGAAGCUCAAACAUCCCAUAGUCUACACGGACCACAACCACAGCCCGGAACCAUGGAGGUCGUUCAGCACCAUCCAGGUCUCGAAGUCUACGAGCGGCCUCCUCAGUCAGCCACACAGUACUCGGCAACGUCGACGACGCCCCCGCCGUUACAGCAGAGCCCGCAUGGGCAACAUCAGGUGCCAUAUGACCCGUACUACAAGGCAGGCACGCAGUCCUCAGUCACGUACGAUGGCGCCGCAGGCAAUGGCCAGCUGCCGCCAGCACCUCCCAGCCAGUACUACCCGGACUCGCCAGAAGUGUAUCAACCCAAGAGGAGGAGGGGCUGGAUCUUGCCUGCUGCCGUUGGUCUUGCCGUCGCCGUCCUGGUCGGAGCGGCCGUGGGAGGCGGCCUUGGUGCUUCGCUGAAGAGUUGCGAGAGCAAUUUAGAACUCGCAAGACUAUCAUCUGGUGGGACGGCGGCCGGAGACAGUGCUGCCGCAUCCAGCAAUCCCGUCACUAGCGCCACAGCGACCGUCACGAGGACCGUCACUGCCGGCUCGACGCAGCCCACAAACUCGGACGGGCUGGUCGUCGACUAUGCGCCCACCCGCCCCGACCAGGUCGGCGAGGUCGCCGACACCUGCUCGAGUGUAGGAGCCAACGUGGCGAGCACGUCCUAUAACGACAAAUUCAGCGUGCUGUGCAGCAUCGACAUGGGCUCCGGAGAGCGCAAGGACGCCUCCGGAGCGACCGUCUACAUUGCAGACAUUGCCGGCAUCGUCGCGUACAGCUACCGCGACUGCAUGGACGCCUGCGCCAGCUUUUCCGACUUUUCCAAGCUCGUGAACAGCCCGAGCCGCUGCCGGAGCUUCACCUUCCGCACGGGCAUGGCGGGCUCGUACAACAGCUUCAAGAGCGCCAACUGCUGGCUCAAGAACGGCACGGGGGCAAGCGGCUUUGGUUGUGACGGCUGUAUCAGUGGCUCGUUGAAGAGCUGAGAGUAGACAUUUGUUUCUUGAAUGGCUAUCUUUGGUUUCAGCCUUUUUUUGUUUUCUUCAUGUCUAUAUAUAUAGCCUUGCUGCGUUUUCACUCACCGGAGGAAUAUCAAAAGAAUUACUCUUCAACCCAUGGUGUAAAGCCACUCUGGGAAGUCAUGUACGCUGAUGACCGUGUUAGCACAUGAAUGUUUCGGGCCAGUGUCCCCUUUUGGUUUGUAUCAGAUCUGGGGCGGCGGUUGGACGUCCAGUUCCCAUCGCCGAGGUGCUUUCGAGUCGUUUUUUAAGGCCUGGCGUCGUCCAAUGAACUGAAUGUGCCGCACAAGAUGCAUAUUGCAGAUAUGGCAUGUUGGAGGACUCAACUCUAUUGUGCUUCCCGCGCCUCGCUUCAUUCUAGACGCACUGCGGAGGAUCACUCACGAGGGGGAUCUGUUGCUUCGUCCCAGUAUAUCGCAACGCACUCAACGAAAACCACACUUACAGGCUUUGCGAAGCAAGCG
Microdochium trichocladiopsis is the source of this 1875-nucleotide messenger RNA. RefSeq lists its product as uncharacterized. Lineage: Eukaryota; Fungi; Ascomycota; Sordariomycetes; Xylariales; Microdochiaceae. Bases 452 to 1378 code for a protein of 308 amino acids. The record is from RefSeq and is a predicted model, not a curated record. The transcript is spliced from 2 exons.